CCAAAUUACUAAAUGUUAGAAUGAAAUUCUGUUUAAAGCCUUAAUUUGUAAAAAAACUUUAACUAAACUAUUUUACUUGUUUAAUGUUUAUUAUUUACUGUGUUACUAAACAAAAAGCUAUGCCAAAAGGAGAAAUUUUUCAUCAGCAGAAAAUCUUAUUCUGGGUUACACCUUAUGAUACCAAUGAUUAUUUAGGAAAGCCCUUGAAGUUAAAACCCUUGUUGGAAAAAGGCAAGUAUAAAGAAGCUCAACAUCUCUCUUGAGUGAUGCCUGACAUUGGGAACAUAACAAGUUAUUCUGGAUUCUUCACAGUCAACAAAAAAUGUGAUUCUAAUUUGUUUUUCUGGUUCUUUCUUGUCCAAAAAGAUAACUGGAAGGAAGCACCUUUACUACUUUGGUUGCAAGGAGGCCCAGGGAAUAUUUCGAUGUAUGGACUUUUUGAAGAGCUUGGACCUUUAGAAUCCUACCCAGAAGGUUUAAAGAAGCGACAAUACUCAUGGAAUGUAGAGAAUAAUUUGCUCAUCAUCGAUCAACCAGUUGGGGUUGGCUACAGCUUCACAGGGAAAAGUUGCUACCCUCAAAAUGAAACGGCAGUCGGAGAAGAUCUUUACCAAGCAAUGGUUCAGUUCCAUGAGUUGUUCCCAUUCUUCCAACAGGGCAAGUUUUUCAUCAGCGGAGAAUCUUAUGCUGGCCAUUAUAUUCCUGCACUGGGCCACACAAUACAAAAACACAAUCCUUCUGCUAAAGUGAAAAUAAACUUAAUAGCAAUGCUGAUUGGAGAUGGAUGGAGUGACCCUGUUUCACAGAUCGACUACGGAAGUUAUCUCUAUCAGACUGGAUUCAUUGAUUACACAGCACGUGAUGUCUACAAAAGCUACCAGGAUAAGUUUGUGCAGGAAGUCGCAGAACAAGACUGGGCUGAUGCUUCUGUGACUUGUGACGCUCUUAAUGGUACUUUAUAUGUUCGUUAUGUUGGGAAUGAAAUAAGUGUGUAUAAUUACAUUCUUCAACCUUUUCAAGAGACACAAAACUGAAAUAAAUUUAUACAAACAAGUAAAAAAUGUAAUGAAAAGUGCUUCAUGUUGGAAACCUCUCAUUCCAAGGUGGUGAUGCCACUUAUGACCAAUCUGCAUGAGAACACUAAAGAACUAGGAAUCAGAAUUCCUAGUUUAUGGACAGUAUCUAUAUGAACCGUGAGGUAUUUUUCACUGUUUAUUAUUCAAUUUCAGUUCUUUUUUCUUGUUUAUAUUUACUGUUAGUUUAGUAAUACAAUUUUGUAAAUAUUUGUACAAUGUUACAUCUGAAGAAGUACGCUGAAAUGUACAAAAAUGUAUUAAGUUUACCAAUUUUUGGUUUUUUCAUUUUUGUAUGAAGAGAAUAUAUACUCUUCCUUUUGAAUAUUAAUAAUAGUUUUCCAAUACACCCCUAUAAUGCCAAAAAGAACAACUAAAUCAAUCUUAAUUAUCACAAUCUUCAGAUCGACGCCAAAAAGAUAACAACCUCUAUUGGGGCAAAAUUUCUGAAGAAUGUACUUGUCAGGAUAAAGAAUGAAAGGAAAAUUUUGAUAUUUUAGAAAAAUAUAAAGAACUUGCAUAUUUAAUAGCGUACUUCAUUCAAUUGACAAGUUUUACAAUUAAUUAAUUUGAGCUUGCAUUAAUUUUUAAAACAAUAUUAUUUUAGUUUAUUAAUUAAGUUAU
Messenger RNA from Homalodisca vitripennis (glassy-winged sharpshooter), 1697 nucleotides. RefSeq names its product venom serine carboxypeptidase-like. The transcript has a single exon. The record is from RefSeq and is a predicted model, not a curated record. Gene Ontology annotation, biological process: proteolysis. NCBI's taxonomy places the organism in Eukaryota, Metazoa, Arthropoda, Insecta, Hemiptera, Cicadellidae. The coding region runs from base 267 to 1034 and encodes 255 amino acids. Gene Ontology annotation, molecular function: serine-type carboxypeptidase activity.